AUGCGGAGUCCAAACAGUCAGGCGUCAGCUCCUGUCACCUGGUCUGACUACCGACCCAGAGGCAGAACACCAUCACCAGCGUGGCCUUACAAGCGGCGGCAACAACGACCUCUCUUUCGUACAUCCGUUCCACCACCAUCCUCACGCUUCAACAUCGACUACGACGUCGAAACAGCAUUCAACAACCCCACGUCGGCUGUGCUGACGCUGCUGGCGGUGGAUGCGAUGGGCAACUGGCAGCGCCACCAUCCAGGACGGACACCCUCCCUGUCCGCCACCGCCACCGUCCUCGUCAGGCUACCUCACCACCACAACUUCACCACCACCCGACCUCCACCACCUCAACAACAACCACCACAGCCGCCACCACGACGCAGGGCCACCAGCACCAGCAUCUGGAGCACCCCAGGCUUCUGGCGUGUUCGCCAUCUUGAUGUCGUUGCUGGGCUGCUGCUGGUGGCGGGCAUCUGGUAUCUGUGUACACGGUCUGGCAGCAGCUUCAGCAACAUCUGCGGCCCUGAAAAGCCGCCGAUACGAGUUCGUCCUGUAGAAGAAUGCGAGGACAUGGGCAGCAGAGACAACCUCAUAAGACAAGAGGCACCGCGAGUAUCUCCAAAUUACCGUGAAAUAGCCUGGGGUUUAGAUGACAACUUCGAGGACGGAAUCGGAUACAACGGCCGCCCGGCGUCUGGCAUCUUCUUCACUCGCAACAGCGCCAGGCGGGCUCUGCCUGCCCCCAGGGUUGCCUACUGAUGACUCAGUGAGUCUGUCCUCACAUGGCUACUGAUGACUCAGUGAGUCUGUCCUCACAUGGCUACUGAUGACUCAGUGAGUCUGUCCUCACAGAGGACAGAACUCACCUUCCAGUCUUGUUCCUGGAGGACAUUUGAACUUCUCUUUUGCAGUCACAGUGUGACAGAAAUGUCAUAAAUUAUUUUCUUGUUUUGUUAUUAAAUUCUUAUUUUUAGACAAAUUGAACUUUUACCUGUAAGGUUUUUAAUGACAUAAAGGCUUCCACUUCUUUCAUCUACCUCAUUCACACUUUAGUCACUUUCCUUCCUCCACUUGUCAUCCCAUUCGUUUAUUUCCUUUAUUAGAUAAAUUAAUUUAAUCUUAAUUACAGCAUUUUCCACCCAUUGAACUGCAGAAGAAUCAUUGUACUACUUUCCUGUGUUUUAAUACUUUAAAUUAUUAUUUACUUGUUAUCUAUUAUUACCUCGUUACACGCAUGGUGCGUACCUCUGAUUUACUCACACAAACUGACAAGACAAAUGAUGGCUAAAGUACAACUGAUGAUGUUUCCGACCUGAUUCAAUUUGGCAUAUCUUGUUUUUAGUAAAGUUUUAUUACUUUUUAAAGCCAAUCAUUUUCAUGUUCUUGCAAUGUUAUGCAUAAGCUGUGAUAACUGCUAGGUAAUAUGUCAUGGUUAAAUAAAAAAAAAUUCUAGAUUCUUGACAAUGGUUUACUUUAUUUUUAGUGUUGUUUCCUGUAAACAUCCUUCUUAACAAACACUUGGAAGAUAA
Messenger RNA from Pomacea canaliculata, 1523 nucleotides. RefSeq lists its product as uncharacterized. The transcript has 6 exons. Lineage: Eukaryota; Metazoa; Mollusca; Gastropoda; Architaenioglossa; Ampullariidae. The record is from RefSeq and is a predicted model, not a curated record. The coding region runs from base 1 to 753 and encodes 250 amino acids.